This is a messenger RNA of Carya illinoinensis, 2153 nucleotides long. RefSeq names its product zinc finger CCCH domain-containing protein ZFN-like. The record is from RefSeq and is a predicted model, not a curated record. The transcript is spliced from 8 exons. NCBI's taxonomy places the organism in Eukaryota, Viridiplantae, Streptophyta, Magnoliopsida, Fagales, Juglandaceae. The coding region runs from base 515 to 1765 and encodes 416 amino acids. Gene Ontology annotation, molecular function: metal ion binding; mRNA binding.
UUUUGUCUGGUUGGAUGGUUGGUUUUUAUUCUCGUUUUUGUGGAGAGGAGAAGACGACGCUCUCUCUCUCUCUCUCUCUCUCUCUCUCUCAAACAACACUCUCCCUAUCCAGCUUGCUUCUUGUUGGGCUUUCUGAUUAGUUUUGAGUGAUCGGUUUCUUGGCGCUGGGAACGGGGAUAAGCUAGAGUGACAGGUCGUGGUGGUGAUUGGUUGCUGUUGGGGGGCGGGGGGAAGGGGGAUGGGAUUUCCGGUGGGGAGUGAUAGAGUGACGGCGCUGUGGUGAUGGAGCCAUGGAAUUCGACGCCGGAAUUCCGAUGUCCCGAGCGGCGGCACCGGCGGUGAACGUGACCGAGGGAGCCUCGCUUUCGCCGUCCUCCUUGAACGAAGCCAAGUGGUUUUUCCCCUGUUACAAGAGAUGCAUGAAGAUUAUCCUGCAUGAGCGAGUUAGAGAGGAUUUUGUUUCCUUAAUAUAUUUAUUUGUUUAUUUUUAAAAUUGGGAGCUGGGAAUGCAAAUAUGGAAGAUGCAAUGUGGCAAAUGAACUUGAUAUCAAGUGAAAUGAUGGACUCUGGGCUAUAUCCUGAGCGUCCUGGAGAGCCAGAUUGUUCUUAUUACAUUAGAACAGGCCUCUGUAGAUUUGGGGCAACGUGUAGAUUUAAUCAUCCUCCUAACAGGAAGCUGGCUAUUGCUACUGCAAGGAUGAAGGGGGACUUUCCAGAAAGAUUGGGACAACCAGAAUGUCAGUACUACCUGAAGACAGGAACUUGCAAGUUUGGGGCGACAUGUAAGUUUCAUCAUCCUAGAGACAAAGCUGGAGUUGCUGGAAGAGUUAUCUUAAAUAUUUUAGGCUAUCCUCUUCGCCCGAAUGAGAGUCAGUGUUCCUACUAUUUAAGAACUGGACAAUGCAAGUUUGGAAGCACUUGUAAAUUCCACCACCCUCAACCAACAAAUAUGAUGGUUUCCUUGAGUGGUUCUCCUGUAUAUCCUACCAUGCAGUCUCCAACGAGUCCUGGUCAGCAGUCCUACCCAGGAGGAAUUAGUAACUGGUCAAGAGCAUCUUUUAUUCCCAGUCCACGCUGGCAAGGUCCUUCAAGUUAUGCACCUUUGCUUCUACCUCAGGGAGUGGUGUCAGUUCCUGGGUGGAAUGCAUACAGUGGUGAGCUUGGAUCAGUUUCCUCUCCAGAGACGCAGCAGCAAAUGGUGGGAAAUAAUCAGACUUAUGGAACCUCACGCCAGGGUGAAUCAGCUAAUGCAGGACCUCAGGGGACAUUUUCUCCACUUCGUUCAAGUUCUGUCCCUGCAGGAUUCUAUGCAUUGCAGGGAGAGAAUGUAUUUCCCGAGAGGCCUGGCCAGCCUGAAUGCCAGUUUUACAUGAAAACUGGUGAUUGUAAGUUUGGUUCAGUUUGUCGGUUCCAUCAUCCUCGGGAUCGUCUAAUUCCUACUCCAGACUGUGUCUUGAGUCCCAUAGGCCUUCCUUUACGUCAGGGGGAGCCUCUAUGCAGCUUCUAUUCUCAUUACGGUAUCUGCAAAUUUGGUCCAAGUUGCAAGUUUGACCACCCAAUGGGGAUUUUCACAUACAAUCUCUCUGCAUCAUCUUCAGGUGAUGCCCCGGUCCGGCGUUUGCUGGGGUCAUCAUCUGGAACUGCUGCAUUAAAUUUGUCAUCAGAAGGACUUGUUCAAGCAGGCUCGGCAAAGCCUAGACGACUUUCAUUGUCAGAAACUAGACAGAUGCCUUCUGGUGAUGAUAAUAUUGACACAGAAGGCUGACACCAUGAGUCAUUUCCUUUUUACAACCUUUUGGAGUCUUAAGCAAGAGUUAUCUGUAAAUUCAUUUCCCAUUGCUGGAGAUGUACAGAGUUCACGUCAAGUAAUUCUGUUCUUCCGAAAAUGUCUUUCAGUUGACAGACUUGACUCUCCUGAAUUUCAUGUCGCUGCAUUGUAUAAAGUCUGCAAAUAUUGUCACAUAUGGUAAAAGCCAUUGUGAACAUUUCAUCGUCCCAAAAGCUGAUCUUUAUGAUUUUAAUAUUCUAAAUUUCUCCCACUACUUUCAUCGUCCCAUGAACCGCUUCUCAAAUGCAUGAAUAUUUGUUGCCUGUUUGGCAUGGAUGUUUUACUUAUAAUAAUUAUCAUCAGCUUCCCUUUCUUCUUGUUCUAA